This is a messenger RNA of Erigeron canadensis, 2482 nucleotides long. RefSeq names its product ferric reduction oxidase 4-like. Gene Ontology annotation, cellular component: plasma membrane. The transcript has 8 exons. The coding region runs from base 123 to 2231 and encodes 702 amino acids. NCBI's taxonomy places the organism in Eukaryota, Viridiplantae, Streptophyta, Magnoliopsida, Asterales, Asteraceae. The record is from RefSeq and is a predicted model, not a curated record. Gene Ontology annotation, molecular function: oxidoreductase activity.
AUAAAAGCACAACAAUGAAAUACAUAAAUUAACCCCAUAUGAAGUAUAUCCUUAAUCCAGGACGGAAAUUAGAAAGUGCUCGCUGAUCAGGCUAGCUAGAACUUAACUAUCGAUUGAGGAAAAUGGGACAAACAACAACAGCAGUAGUAGCAGUGAGAAUGGCGUUGCUUCUUGUGUUUGUAGGGUGGCUCUUUAUGUGGGUUAUGCUGCCUACAAAAACCUACAAGAAUUCAUGGACUCUCACCCUCUCCGAUCGUCUCAACUCUACUUAUUUUCGCGAACAAGGGACAAAUCUUGUACUUUUCUCAUUUCCGAUAAUGUUCUUGGCAUGUUUGGGCUGUGUGUACCUCCAUUUUCAGACCAACACGAGGCCUAAAAGUAAUUUUACCAGAAAAAGAUGGCUGGAUAUAUGGAGACGCCCCUUGAUUGUGAUGAAUCCUCUCGGGAUCGUGAGCACGAUGGAGCUCAUGUUUGGAGUCAUGUUCCUUGCGCUAUUAGGAUGGUCCCUAUACAAUUACUUGCAUGUUAGCUUCGGGCACCUUCAUAUGCACAGAGAAGGGGAGAAAGUGUGGCAAGCCAAGUUUCGUAGCGUAUGGUUGCGACUUGGGUAUAUUGGGAAUAUAACGUGGGCAUUUCUGUUUUUCCCGGUGACUCGUGGAUCAUCAAUCUUACGAUUGGUUGGACUGACAUCCGAGUCAAGUGUCAAGUAUCACAUAUGGCUCGGUCAUAUAUCUAUGGUUCUCUUCACUGCACAUAGCGUUGGGUUCGUUAUCUAUUGGGGUAUUACUGAUCAGAUGGUUUUGAUGAAGGAAUGGAGCAAAACUUACCUUUCAAAUGUAGCUGGAGAAAUCGCGUUUGCGCUUGCAUUGAUUAUGUGGGUGACAAGCAUCCCACGCGUCAGGCGAAAGAUGUUUGAGAUAUUCUUCUACACCCACCAAACCUACAUUCUAUACCUCUUCUUUUACAUCAUUCAUGUUGGGGUUGCCUACUUCUGCUUGAUCCUUCCUGGAAUUUUCCUCUUUCUUAUCGAUAGAUAUUUGAGAUUCUUACAAUCACGCAAAAGUGUUAGACUUAUUUCUGCCCGCAUCUUGCCUUGUGACGCCCUUGAGCUUAACUUCUCCAAGAUUACUGGAUUGGACUAUAAUCCAACAAGCAUCUUGUUUGUGAAUGUACCAUUGAUCUCCAAGUUGCAGUGGCAUCCCUUUACAGUGACUUCCAAUGCUAACACCGAGCCUGAUACGAUCAGCAUUGUGAUCAAGUGUCAAGGAACUUGGUCUCACAAGCUUUACCAACAGCUUUCUGGAUCUUCUAUCGAUCGUCUUCAAGCAUCACUUGAAGGACCCUAUGGACCUACUUCACCUCAUUUUCUAAGCUAUGAGAAUCUAGUAUUGAUCAGCGGAGGCAGUGGCAUCACCCCAUUCAUCUCCAUAAUUCGCGAGCUUAUUUUUCAAAUGACACGACAACAACAACAACCAGACAAAAACCACAGGAUCCCAUCAACUGUUCUCCUUGUUUGUGCCUUCAAAAACUCUGCAGACCUCUCUAUGCUCGAUUUCUUGCUGCCAUUAACAUCAAAUGGUUAUUCUUCGGAUAUUUCCCAAAUAAAUCUCCGUAUACAAGCUUAUAUCACUAGAGAAACCGAGCAACAGCAGCCCCUUGAAAACACCAAGAAACCUCUCCAAACCAUAUGGUUCAAACCAAACCCAUCUGACUCUCCCAUUUCAGCCCCACUCGGCCCCAACAGCUGGCUAUGGCUAUUUGCAAUAAUAUCAUCAGCCUUCAUUAUGUUUCUUGUUUUGUUGGGGAUUCUCAUCAGAUACCACAUCUACCCUAUAGAACUCUCUGGAGGACCUUCUGCCUACAAUUACACUUUCAAAACUCUAUGGGAUAUGCUCUUCGUCUGUGCUAGCGUUUUCUUGGCUACCAGUUUCGUGUUUCUAUGGCAAAAGAAGGACAACGACAAACGGGAAGCAGUAAAAGUGCAAAACUUGGAGCUCAGUGAAGGUGGGGAGAUUGAAAGCUUCUCUACUCAGUCUGUUACUGAAGCUACUGAGGUCCAUUUCGGCCACAGACCUGAUCUGAAGAGCAUACUAAUGGAGAACAACAAAAAAAGAACAGAUGUUGGAGUUUUGGUCUGCGGGCCAAGGAAAAUGAGACAUGAAGUUGCCAAGAUAUGCUCAUCAACAGUGGCUAAGAAUCUGCAUCUGGAAUCCAUGAGCUUUAACUGGUGAUUUUGAAAAGGUAUCAUGUGGCUUUUAUGUGUAUAAUACACUAAAGAUUGAUGAAAACAGCUUUUACUUGUUUUGUUUGUGAUUAACUGUAUUGUAAUGUUCAAUAAUACCAUGUUUUUUUAUUGUGGGAUUUUAAUGGUUGAUUCUCGCUUAUAUGUUAAGAGUAGAGAUCGAUCCCACGAUUAAAAGUAUAAACUAUGUGAUGUAUUUUUGUGUAUGACUAUUUGAGAAACGAUGCAUAAUUAUGGUAA